Messenger RNA from Nomascus leucogenys (northern white-cheeked gibbon), 4158 nucleotides. Its product is annotated as UDP-glucose:glycoprotein glucosyltransferase 2-like. The record is from RefSeq and is a predicted model, not a curated record. Lineage: Eukaryota; Metazoa; Chordata; Mammalia; Primates; Hylobatidae. Gene Ontology annotation, molecular function: UDP-glucose:glycoprotein glucosyltransferase activity. Gene Ontology annotation, cellular component: endoplasmic reticulum.
ACCCAGUAACGGACUCGAGCUCCCCCCACCGGAAGUGGGCAGCCGCGCGCCUGGAAGAGCCGGCCGAAGCGUGGCGGCCACAGACUGUGGGUACCGGGUCCGAGGGACUCGCGCUUUUCUCUCCGUGCCAUGGCGCCAGCGAAAGCCACGAACGUGGUGCGGCUGCUCCUAGGCUCCACAGCGCUGUGGCUUUCGCAGCUCGGCGCCGGGACGGUCGCCGCGUCCAAGUCGGUGACGGCCCACUUGGCCGCGAAGUGGCCCGAGACCCCGCUGCUGCUGGAGGCAAGUGAAUUUAUGGCAGAAGAAAGUAAUGAAAAAUUUUGGCAGUUGGAAACCGUAAAAGAAUUAGCAAUUUAUAAGCAAACAGAAUCAGAUUAUUCUUAUUACAACUUAAUCCUGAAGAAAGCAGGACAGUUUCUAGACAAUUUACACAUCAACCUCUUAAAGUUUGCUUUCUCUAUAAGGGCAUACUCCCCAGCUAUUCAGAUGUUUCAGCAGAUUGCAGCUGACGAGCCACCACCAGAUGGUUGUAAUGCAUUUGUAGUUAUUCAUAAGAAGCACACCUGUAAAAUUAAUGAGAUUAAAAAGCUGCUGAAGAAAGCUGCUUCAAGGACUAGACCUUAUCUAUUUAAAGGAGAUCAUACAUUUCCUACAAACAAAGAGAACUUACCAGUGGUGAUUCUCUAUGCUGAAAUGGGUACUAGAACAUUUAGUGCAUUUCACAAAGUAUUGUCUGAAAAAGCUCAAAAUGAGGAAAUUCUGUAUGUUCUUCGCCAUUAUAUUCAGAAACCAAGCUCACGGAAAAUGUACUUAUCUGGGUAUGGUGUGGAGCUAGCAAUUAAGAGUACAGAAUACAAAGCACUGGAUGAUACCCAAGUUAAAACUGUGACUAAUACUACUGUAGAGGAUGAGACGGAAACAAAUGAAGUUCAAGGAUUUCUCUUUUGGAAACUAAAAGAAAUAUAUUCAGAUCUUAGAGAUAAUCUGACAGCAUUCCAAAAAUACCUGAUUGAGAGUAACAAACAAAUGACGCCUUUGAAAGUCUGGGAACUACAAGAUCUUAGUUUUCAAGCAGCUUCUCAAAUAAUGUCCACUCCAGUUUAUGAUGCCAUUAAAUUAAUGAAAGACAUUUCACAGAACUUCCCCAUAAAAGCCAGAUCUCUAACCAGAAUUGCUGUAAAUCAACAUAUGAGAGAAGAAAUAAAGGAAAAUCAAAAGGAUCUUCAAGAUAGAUUUAAAAUUCAGCCAGGCGAUGCUCGUCUAUUUAUAAAUGGGCUUCAUGUUGAUAUGGAUGUUUAUGACCCUUUUACUAUUUUGGAUAUGCUGAAAUUAGAAGGAAAAAUGAUGAAUGGCCUUCGCAAUCUUGGGAUCAAUGGGGAACAUAUGAGCAAAUUUUUAAAAUUAAAUUCACACAUUUGGGAAUAUACUUAUGUAUUAGAUAUUCUACAUUCUUCUAUAAUGUGGAUUAAUGACUUGGAAAAUGAUGAUUUGUGUGUUACAUGGCCUACAAUUUGCCAGAAACUUCUGAAGCCAAUAUAUCCUGGAAGUAUACCUUCCAUAAGGUGCAAUUUUCAUAAUUUGGUUCUGUUUAUUGAUCCGGCCCAAGAAUAUACCUUGGAUUUUAUAAAACUUGCUGAUCUUUUCUAUUCUCACGAAGUUCCCCUUAGAAUUGGUUUUGUGUUCAUUCUUAAUACAGAUGAUGAAGUUGAUGGAGCAAGUGAUGCUGGAGUUGCUCUUUGGCGAGCUUUCAACUAUAUUGCAGAAGAAUUUGAUAAAUCAGAAGCAUUUAUUUCUAUAGUACAUAUGUACCAAAAAGUGAAGAAGGAUCAAAAUAUACUCACUGUGGACAAUGUGAAGAGUGUUCUCCAAAAUACAUUUCCUCAUGCUAAUAUUUCGGAUAUUUUGGGAAUUCAUUCUAAAUAUGAUGAAGAAAGAAAGUUGCAGAAAACAAGUGUUCAUAGUCGGUUGGGGAUUAUUUAUAAUCCUACAUCAAAAAUAAAUGAAGAGAACACAGCUAUUUCUAGAGGAAUUUUGGCAGCUUUUCUUAAACAGAAGAACAUGUUUUUGAGAAGCUUUCUUGGGCAACUGGCAAAGGAAGAAACUGCUACAGCUAUUUACUCUGGAGAUAAAAUUAAAACAUUCCUUAUUGAGGGGAUGGAUAAGAAUGCUUUUGAGAAAAAAUAUAAUACUGUUGGAGUGAAUAUUUUUCUAACUUACCAGUUGUUGUGUCAAGAUGUACUUAAAUUGCAUCCUGGAGAAAUGGGUAUUGUCAGCAAUGGGAGAUUCUUAGGACCUUUAGAUGAAGAUGUUUAUGUAGAAGAUUUUUACUUGUUGGAAAAGAUAACAUUUAGUAAUUUAGGAGAGAAAAUUAAAGGCAUUGUUGAAAAUAUGGGAAUCAACGCAAAUAACAUGAGUGACUUUAUUAUGAAAGUCGAUGCCCUUAUGUCCUCUGUGCCUAAGCGUACAUCUCGAUAUGAUGUCACAUUUCUUAGGGAGAAUCACAGUGUUAUAAAGAUGAAUCCUCAAGAGAAUGAUAUGUUCUUCAAUGUCAUUGCUAUUGUUGAUUCAUUAACAAGAGAAGCACAGAAAAUGGCACAGUUAUUGGUUGUACUUGGCAAGAUUAUCAACAUGAAGAUAAAGUUGUUCAUGAACUGUAGGGGCAGGCUUUCAGAAGCCCCUUUAGACAGCUUUUACCGUUUUGUUCUGGAACCAGAACUGAUGUCAGGGGCUAAUGACGUUUCUUCUUUUGGACCAGUGGCAAAAUUUUUGGAUAUUCCUGAAUCACCCCUCCUAAUCCUCAACAUGAUUACUCCAGAAGGCUGGUUGGUUGAAACAGUACACAGCAACUGUGACCUUGAUAAUAUUCACUUAAAGGAUAGUGAGAAAACUGUUACAGCAGAAUAUGAACUAGAAUACUCACUGGAAGGACAAUGCUUGGAUAAAGUGACAGAACAGCCUCCUCGGGGUCUGCAGUUCACACUAGGCACAAAAAAUAAACCUGUUGUGGUUGAUACAAUAGUGAUGGCCAAUCAUGGGUAUUUUCAAUUAAAAGCAAACUCAGGUGCUUGGAUGCUGAGGUUACACCAAGGAAAAUCUGAAGAUAUUUAUCAAAUAGUUGGGCAUGAAGGAACUGACUCUCAAGCAGACCUAGAAGAUAUCACUGUUGUAUUAAACAGCUUCAAAAGCAGGAUACUGGAAGUAAAAGUGAAAAAAGAAACAGACAAAAUUAAGGAAGAUAUCCUUACCGAUGAAGAUGAAAAAACAAAAGGACUGUGGGAUUCCAUUAAAAGUUUCACAGUAAGCUUGCAUAAAGAAGACAAAAAGGAAAAAGAUGUCCUAAACAUUUUUUCAGUUGCUUCUCGUCAUUUAUAUGAACGUUUUUUAAGAAUUAUGAUGCUUUCUGUUUUGCGUAACACCAAAACACCAGUGAAAUUCUGGUUGCUAAAAAAUUAUCUCUCACCGACAUUUAAAGAAGUAAUUCCUCACAUGGCUAAAGAGUAUGGAUUCCAAUAUGAACUAGUUCAAUAUAGGUGGCCCCGUUGGCUUCGUCAACAGAGUGAAAGACAAAGGAUUAUUUGGGGUUACAAAAUUCUUUUCCUUGAUGUUCUUUUCCCACUAGCAGUGGACAAAAUCAUUUUUGUUGAUGCUGUCCAGGUAAUAAGAUUAACUACUAUUUUUAGUAAUACACAAACAUUUUUUACACUUCUAUCAAUAUAGAAAUUAAUUCAUGUUGCUCAUGUUUAUUAUCUUCAUUACAGUGCUUAAGAUAUGAUUGUGAUAUAUAAGCAAAGUAUCUUUAAAAACAAAAAGUCAGAAUUCCAGGGGAAAAUUGAAGGUAUUGUAAGAAGUACCAUUUAUUAUUUAGGACAUGGAAGUUUUCUCUCCUAAGUAGUAGUUUUUUACGUUUGAGAACUAAAACAGAUACUUAUAUUAGUCAUAGUAAGAGUAGUUAAAUGAAUUCCUGUAAAUUAUGAGCUGAUAUUUGUUUAAAAUUAGGAAUUUCUUCUUGCUAGAAAAGCUAGCAGUUACAUACAACUCUUAUUCUUCCACCUUCAACAGCAUUCUUUCGCAUUCAACCAAUAACCAAAUUCUCAUCACUCUAUCACUUAAGGAAAAGAGCAUUUUAAAUUUGGCCAACUUAUGCCUGUAGUCUCAGCA